CGCGAUGUGCACAUGUAGCUAACUACAUAACUACCUGCUCAGAUGCCCACUUACUUAAAUACCUCUCGUAUCCGCUUUUCGUUUCCGUCCGGAGUUCGUCCGUUGACUAUCUCGAAAUUAUGGCCGACCACGCGCAGCAGUUCCACAGCGGAAACAUCCCACCACGCCACGACGCCCCUGGAUUGGACCGAGAAAAUAUCAUCACUGCGCAGCUAGGAGGACCCGGAGCACCCGGAGCACCCGCAGAUCCCGCAGCAGCCGGAGCAACCGGAGCACCCGGAGCACCCGGAGCACCCGCAGAUCCCGCAGCAGCCGGAGCAACCGGAGCACCCACAGGAUCCGCAGGAUCCGACGCACCCACGAUACUCACGUACCCAUAUCGCCGCAUGCGGAUCGUGGGAGGCCGGCCGAUGCAACUGGCACUCCCACGGGCAGUUUCGCGAAACGAACCCGGAGAGGCAGUUUCGCGAAACGAACCCGGAGACUGCGUGCGGCAUGUGUACCUGCUCAACCAACAGCCCGCCGGCUACGACAGCGACUGGUAUGUAUCGUCGUCGGAGGGGGAGCCGAGUGUCGCAACGCCGCAUGUAACCGCAGUCAAGUUGUCGGUCGCUGCGCAGGUGGCGUCGGAGAUAUACCCACCGAGUGAUGGGUCGGGAGAUUCUUUGUUGCGUGUGCAUGUUCUUGAGUUCGUGCAUGAUCCGAUAGACCCAGCCGUUAUAGAACCACCCGCGGCAGAAGAGGACGCGAGCCAUCCGGCGUACGUCAACCUGUAUAAUAACAUCAACUUGCUCCCUGCGGAGAUGGUGCCCCAACAGCAGUUGAGUGGUACAGAUCAAACCGGGGCAACCAACGUUCCCAACCCUGCCCCUUGGGAGGUAGACGAUCGGUUCACGCCCAUUGUCUCCCUCUUUGCCAUGCGAGAGCCGAUGCGAUUUCGCCUGAUGAUCGCGAUUCCACAUCUCACCAUCGGCACGCCCGACGAAAGCUCAAAUAACCAUACACUCGAGGAGUACCGAAGAUGCAUUGGGGGACUCGCACCCACAACACCAGUCAAUCCAGACACGAAUCGAGAUUCUCAGGGAGGUCAAAUAUUUGUGCACCGGUCAACGUUCAUGGUGAUCAACAGUGACAUGAUCAUCAUGGCGCGGACGGCCAACGACAAACAGUCCAGUCCGUUCCCAUUCUUUCCACACCAAUAUCGAGUGAGCGCGCUGCACCUGCUCGUGCACAUGAUCGCGACGGCGCUGCAAUUCUCGGCCCGAGCUGUCUCCGACAAACUGCGGCGGAUAUCCAUGAACCUGGAACAUCGGACGCACCGGCACGUCUCCGCCGACUCCACCAAGAUGCACUCCGAUCAGUUAAAAAGAUAUAAAAAGGAGGGCGUCAAGAUCGGCCAGGAGCUUGCCAGCCACAUCGCCGACGUGGGCACAAUACUGCAUCUGAUCACCACACAGCUGCAGGUGCUUGCGGACCUGGCGGAGAUCAUCGAGAACAGCGCACCGCACGUGAAAUACAAGGGGUACAACCAGAAUAUCGUGCAGCUGCCGCUGCUGUUCCAGAACCGCGAGCAUAACGUGAUCAUUCUCGAUGCCCUGCAGAGCAUGAUGAACGAGCGGAGGAGGUUCGAAGAGCAGAUUAAACCGCUGCUGAAGGAGGCGAGGAAGACGCAGCAGAAUCUUGGAGGAACACACGUGCGGCUAACCACGGAGAAACACGCCGCACACGCCAAGAUGAGCGCCGAGACGAUGUCCAUGUUUACCAUCGUGACGACGAUAUUCCUUCCGUUGACAUUCUUCACAUCGUACUUUGCCCUGCACCCCGGCGAGCAGACCGUCAAGACGCACGCCGAGUUCUGGCAGUACGCGACGGUACCGACGUUUGCGUUCGCGGCACUCACGUUCUACAUCGUCAUGCUCAAGAAAUACACCAGCGGCGAGUACACCGAAGACCGCACGCUGGUCAAGUAUCUGAAACGCCCGUUCCGGAGGAGGAUAGAUAGGGGUCCGAGUGAUGUUGAGGCGGGAGCAGCAGCCAGCGCAUCACUGACAACUUUAUCAACGAAUACCAAUCAGGUAAACCCAUGACGGUAGUGUAAGUGGCCAGGCGACGAUCAAGCCUUCGGGUUAGUUAGUGGUGGUUUAUGGAUGGUCGUUAAUGGAGGGGGGAGAUGGGGGAGAGGG
Messenger RNA from Tricharina praecox, 2183 nucleotides. RefSeq lists its product as uncharacterized. Bases 120 to 2087 code for a protein of 655 amino acids. The record is from RefSeq and is a predicted model, not a curated record. NCBI's taxonomy places the organism in Eukaryota, Fungi, Ascomycota, Pezizomycetes, Pezizales, Pyronemataceae. The transcript has 6 exons.